AUGCAUUAAAAUUAAAUUGAAAUUUUCAUAGAUUAAAGAAUUGCUAACGAAGUUGAAAUGCUGAAACGUAAAAAGGAUAAUUAAAAUAAACCAAAACCAAAAGAUGAUAAAAAUGAUGAUGAUGAUGAUUACUACGGACAUAUAUAAUAUACUGAUAUAGAACACAUAAAGGAAUUUAAAUAGGUGAGAGUGGGUUUCGAAGGGAAAUAACUCUCACUUUGGAGUAGUGCGAUAUACUAUUUCGUUAUUAAAUACUUCAAUUAUCCUUUAGAACCUGUGAGAAUUGAAUUCCCCAGGGAAUUCAGACAUCAAUAUAUCAUACCAAAUACAGGAGUCUAUUGUCAUCCAGAAUGGAGCUAAAAAUAUUGGUAAAGGUCCGUGACUUUAGAGCACAUUAUAAAUAGAGUUAUUUAGACUUUUCAUGAAAUUCCAACAUAUUCAGAUUACCCAGCCGACUUAAGCUUUAUAUAAUUAAGUUUAGAUAAAGCAGAAUACUAAAAUGUUAUCAAUGCUAAUAAGGAUUGUUCUACACACUAUAAUAAUAAGAUCCAAGAAGAAAGAUAAUAUUUCGAGAGGAAAAGAUAGCUAGAACAUCAGAAUGCAAGUAAUAAGAAAAAAAAUGAAGACUAACAAUAACAAGAUUAGAAAAAGUAGGAAUAGGAACAAAAUAAUUAAGCUAUUAAGAGAUAGGAAGAAGAUUAUCAUAAUGGUUUAAAAUUGAAUUAAUAAUAGAAUUAAGAUUACAAUUAAUAAUUAAAAUUAAAUGAUUAAAUCCAUGAAUUGCAAAAUAACAAGAUAAAUUAUAAUCAAUCAGUGCCGUAAUAAAUUCAUUAAUAAUAACUAAAUUAACAAUAAAUUUCUAGUAGCAAUCCAAAUUAACAGCAGCAUAAUUUUAAUCAUUAGGCUCAAAAUAAUCAAUAAAUUCCUUAAUUUUAAUAACAACAAAUUUAAUAGGAGUAAAAUUAGGCUAACUAAAAUAAUUAAAAAGCAUCUAACAAUCCAAAAAUAAAAAUCAUAGGGAAUGUUAAAUGA
Molecule: messenger RNA, 1032 nt
Organism: Paramecium tetraurelia
Lineage: Eukaryota; Ciliophora; Oligohymenophorea; Peniculida; Parameciidae
Exons: 2
Cellular component (GO): cytoplasm
Source: RefSeq, a predicted model, not a curated record